Molecule: messenger RNA, 2437 nt
Organism: Epinephelus lanceolatus (giant grouper)
Lineage: Eukaryota; Metazoa; Chordata; Actinopteri; Perciformes; Serranidae
Gene: ugl
Product: ureidoglycolate lyase
Biological process (GO): glyoxylate cycle
Cellular component (GO): cytoplasm
Molecular function (GO): malate synthase activity
Source: RefSeq, a predicted model, not a curated record
CCAUAACCAAAGUCCACUUCCACUGAGUGAACAGAGACCUGUCACCAGCAUGUCUGUUCCAGUCAGCAUGGAGCUGUCUCCCCCUCCCUCAGGUCUAGAAGCAGAAUAUAAGACACUUUUCACCACAGACUGCCUUCUCUUCCUCCAUGAGCUGAUCUCCACAUUUAAUGAGGAGGUGGAUCAGGUCCUGCAGUUACGAGUGACUAGAAAAGUAAAUUUGGACCUUUCGGGUGACCUGCCAAACUUUCUGGAAAGCACCACACAUAUCAGGAGAGACCCAGCCUGGAGGGUGCUCCCCGUACCCCCGAGGCUCCAAAGAAGACAUGUGGAUAUUGGGGAUCUGGCUCCUUGUGAUACCCAGUGCUUCAUUAAAGCUCUCCAGUCACCAGCGCAAGGCAUACAGGUGGACUUUGAUGAUGGGAACUGCCCGACAUAUUACAACCAGAUCAAAGGCAUUCAUAAUGUUUAUAAGGCAGUUCACAACCACCUCCCCAAUGUUCCACACAUAUCUCAGGCUCCAGUGCUGAUGCUCCGUCCUCGCGCCUGGAACAUGGUGGAGCACAACAUGAUGGUGGAGGGGAGGGAGGCUCCUGGUCCUCUCUUUGACUUUGGACUCCUCAUGUUUCACUGUGGAAGGACACUUUUUGAAAACAAGAGUGGACCCUUUUUCUACCUCUCAAAAGUGGAAAGCUUCAUGGAGGCCAGACUGUGGAACAAGAUUUUUCUCUGGACACAACACAAGUUGGGCCUUCCACUGGGCAGCAUCAAGGCAACGGUGCUAAUUGAAAAUGUAUUGGCAUCAUUUGAGAUGGAGGAGAUUCUCUAUGAGCUGCGGGAUCAUUCAGCAGGACUCAACUGUGGCAUCUGGGAUUAUUCAGCCUCCUUUGUCAAUAAGUUUGGUCACCGCCAAGCCUUCCUGCUGCCUGACCGCAGUAAAUAUGUCAACAUGGAGAAGCGUUUUCUGCGCACCUACAUGGACCUGUUGGUUCAGACGUGUCAUCGGAGGGGAGCGCUGGCCACAGGAGGCAUGGCUGCCCUGCUGCUGCCUCAGGACCCACUCAGUGAUUCCCACAAGAGAGUGUUGGCUACUGUCACCAGACUGAAGUUGCUGGAGAUCAAUGCAGGUGUGGACGGUUUCAUGGUUUAUGAUCUGAGCUUGAUUGAGCCCAUGCAGAAACUCUUCAAGCUCCACACUGAAGGGGAUAACCAGCUUCACCAGCUUCGAAAUGACAUCACUGUAACUCCUGACGACCUGCUGUCCAUGCCUUCGGGAGGAGUCACACUUUAUGGUUUAAAACACAACAUUUCAGUUGGUGUCCUCUUCAUUAAUGCUUGGCUAUCAGGUGUAGGCCACUUUUUCUACAGAGGCCAGGUCGAAGAUUCAGCCACAGCAGAGAUUUCCAGAUCACAGGUGUGGCAGUGGAUCCGUCAUCAGACUCAGCUGGAGGAUGACAGCAGGGUGGUGAGCAAGCGGCUGGUGACUGACCUCACCAAGGAGGUCAUGAUGGAGCUCAGGGCUUCCUGUCACAUUGUUGGGGCUAAACAGAGGUUACAUACAGCAGCUGACAUCUUCCUGGAGGUGGUCCUAAAGAGAGAUUUCCCAGAGUUCAUCACCACCUACUUGAAUCAGGAGCACACCUUUCUCAGCUCCCAGAGGGCUGGACAGGUGGAGGCUCAUGACGAAGACACACCCCAAUCCAAAAUGUGAGGGUUCAGCUGGGAGACUGCUUCCUGUUCUUACCGCAUCAAUCUCUGCACAUACAGUAUCACACUUUGAGGACUUCACUUGGAAAUUACAAAGGACGUUAUUUUUGGCUAUAAAGCCUUAAUCAGUCAGUUAAAGAAAAUAAGAUGAAUCGAUAAUAAAUAAAACUUAGUUGUGGCCAUCAGAGGUGGAAAAAGUACUGAAAAAUUCUACUCAAGUAAAAGUACCUUUACUUUGAUGAAAUUCUACUUAAGUACAAGUAAAGCUACCCAUCUAAAAAUCUGCUCAAGUAAAAGUAAAAAGUAGUUGGUUUAAAAUGUACUUAAAGUAGAAGUUACUUAAUUACUUCCAACAACUUGAUGGGGGUCACUCAUAUGCAGUGCAAAUAUUUUUCUAUGAUGAACCAUAGAAUUCAAUUACAUUUAGGGCUGCACAGUAUCAUUAGAGCAUCACCAUUGCAAUGCGUUCUUGUGCAAUAGUCACAUUGUGAGACUCGCAGUAUAAGUUCAUCAUAUCAAUAUAAUAUUAGUCAAAGGCAAUAUGCCAUACUUAUUUUGCUGGUUAAUACUUUAGGUUGUGAAGUUCUUAAUUUCCAUGACAGUUUGAUUGUAAAAUGUAUAUUUCAUGCAAAUACAGCCUUUCCAAAUCCCAAAUGAUGACUUCUUUCCAAAUAAAGCUAUUCAAGUUAUUACAAUACACUGUAUAUUGCAAUACAUAUCGCAGUAUACAAAA